UUGUAUUAUAAUGUAUUAUAACUAUGGAAUUUGUGGAUAUUAUAUGUAAUAACAUAAUUAUAUAUUAUUAUAUUUUGUGUUACAAUGUAAUAUCAACUAUUAUAAUUGCUAUAUUAAUUAUGUAUAAUGAUAGAUUAUAUUGCAAUAUAGUGUAAUGUAAUGGUAUAUUAAUUCUAUUCUGGUCUCCAAUAUACUCUCUACCUUUGUAAUUUUGCUCAGUGCCAGAGGGACUGAUCAAAGACUGAGUGAGCUGAGCUGCAGCCCGGGCAGGGGGGGAUUUUUUUCCUGAGUUUGUCUCUCUUUUAAAGCGGCAAGAAAUUUCAUUGUUUAAUAUUGUUUAGGUUUUCUUGUUUAAUAAACAGUUUUUUCCACUUUUCUCCAGGGAAGUAUUUUUCCCCGAACCGGUUGCGGGGAGGGGCCAGUUGAAUCUGCCUUCUAGAGGAACCCCUUUGGGGAUUCUCUCCCAAAUUUACCUUGAACCAGGACACAUCUGCACCAGAAAUACCACCACCUGUCCCCAAACCUGCACUGAAGGCUGCCAGUGCCACCAUGGUCCGGUCUUUGACAGACACAGAUGCGUUCCCAAGGAUUACUGUGGAUGCUUUAGGGUUGGGGAAUACUAUAAGCCCCAUGAGAUGCUUUUCCAGGAUCACUGCCAGCGUCAUUGCACCUGUGUCCCUGGCCAGGGCCUUGCCUGCCAUGACCAUGCUUGCACUGAGGAUAAAUCCUGUGAAAUCCAGGAAAAGGUCUUGGGAUGCAUCAAAAAAGACCCCUGCAAGUCCCUGCACUGCAGCCCCAAGGAGCGCUGCUGGCCCCACGGUGCCCAAUCCCACUGUGUCCCAGCCCUGGGUGCCACAUGCUGGGCAUGGAGUGACCCACACUUCCACACCUUCAACAGCCUUGACUUUGACUUACAAGGAACCUGCACCUACAUCAUGGCCGAAUCCCAUGGGAACGACCCUGGGCUGUUGCCCUUCAGGGUCCAGGCCAAGAAUGACAUCCGUGGUGGGAUCCAAUCUGUGUCCUAUAUCUCCUUGGUCAAUGUUGACAUCUAUGGACAACACAUCUCCUUCCACCGGAAUGAAGAUGGCAGAGUCUGGGGUGAACAGGGAGGUGAUGCUGCUCCCAGUGCUCCUGGCAGAUGGGAAGGUGCGGGUCCGUCCCACUGGGCUUCGUGUUGUUCUGGAUACAGAUUUUGGUCUCCGGGUCUCCUACUACUGGAACUGGCACCCCCGAUCAACCUCCCCAGCAGCUACUUCUGCCAAGUCCGUGGCCUCUGCAGGAAUUUCAACCUCAAGCCCCUUGAUGAUAUCCCCGAGGCUGGUGUAUCACUGCAAUUAUCACAUGGGCCAAAUCUGGAAAAGUGCUGACUCUGAGGUUAAUCACUGGAUUUGUUGGGGUUAUUGUGAUGGACCAUGCCCAGUGUGUGAUGAGGAGAAGAAGGAGCUUUAUGGUGGGAACCACUAUUGUGGGAUCAUCAAAAAAUCCUUCCAGGGCCCCUUCAGAGCAUAGUGAAGCCUCAUGACUUCUAUCACAACUGCCUGUCUGACCAGUGUCUGAACAAUGGGGCAAGGUCGAUCCUCUGCCAGGUGCUGAAGACUUAUGCAGCAACGUAUCGGAAGCAUGGGACCAUGUUCUAGAAGGAGUUUGCUAGAAUGCUUCCCUGCCAGCAGAGUGUUUUGUGCGUGAAGUAGAGGACGAUUCACCUCCGUGAGGAUGUAAGUGCGACAGGUUACAGAAGGAGAAGAACAAAGAGCAGAGCACGGGGCUAACACAGAGUGUAGUGUACCAAAUUGGAAAAGUCCAGCAACAGCUCAUUCACAGAGUCAGCUAAGAACGCUCUCGCUGCUUGAAAAAUAAAGUAUUUUUAGUGGAAUUCAUCACACGACUUGGAGAUUAGGUAUUUUUUAAAUUCUUAGUGUAGCUGAGUCUCUGAUCACCCAGUCCUUAGAUUACCCAAAAAGCCAUGCCAAAACAGAAAGCGUUUUUGAAACACCCCUUCUUCGAGCAGUCAUGGAACUGAGCACAAAAUAGUGCAUUUUUGUACCUUCCUUCUCAGAUAGACAUUCCCUCAUAUUUCCCACUCUCGCAGCUCUGUUGCCAGUUUUCAUAGACAAAAGCUCUAGAAGUAAAAGCAAGUGCAGAGCUGCAUCACCCACUUGCCACGCGUAAACUGCAUUGAACUCACAGACGGAGGUUAUUCAUACCCUUCUCCAUUGAAUCUAUAUUGUUUUGCCUUGGUCUCAUUGCGUAAAGUAAGUGCAAUUGUUCCCACAGAGGUCUGGAAGAAGACCAGGUAGCAGCACAAGUAGCUCUUGGUGAAUUGCCUCCUUACUUCUGCCAAUGUGCAUUUGGAAGCCACGCUCCUCUGGCAGCCAGCCCACUGUGCCCAACAGCCCCAUGCUCUGCUCUUCUUUCUAUAUCUUUUGAGACCCGUGGCUCUUUAAUUCUCCCGGAGGCAAACUGUCUACUUUAAGCACAGAGCACUGUGCUGGCAGCAGAGAGCUCCUACAUACUGCUUCUGCUGAAGCUUGCCUGUAGCUUUCCUCUAAAAUUUGUGGAAAAUUCUAUUGGCACCACAUUCAGUUGGCAGUACUCUUUCCUUUUCCAUCUGUAACUCACUGACAGAUGGCCGCUUCUCUGCUCAAUGUACUACCACACAAAAUUCAGCUUCACAGGACUAAAGAUCCAGAGAGACAUGGCUGUGCUUCUGUUCUGUCCGGAUCACAUAAGGUGAAGAAAGAAGCAUUAAUGUGCGAGCAGUCACUGGUGCCGUUCCAUUUGGAUGCUCACUCAGUGAAACUGAAGGCUUAG
Vidua chalybeata is the source of this 2814-nucleotide messenger RNA. Its product is annotated as IgGFc-binding protein-like. Lineage: Eukaryota; Metazoa; Chordata; Aves; Passeriformes; Viduidae. The record is from RefSeq and is a predicted model, not a curated record. The transcript has 4 exons. The coding region runs from base 550 to 1512 and encodes 320 amino acids.